Molecule: messenger RNA, 1765 nt
Organism: Selaginella moellendorffii
Lineage: Eukaryota; Viridiplantae; Streptophyta; Lycopodiopsida; Selaginellales; Selaginellaceae
Exons: 11
Coding region: 7-1686 (559 amino acids)
Source: RefSeq, a predicted model, not a curated record
UCGGGUAUGGCGCGGGAGAAGAAGAAGCGGAGCAAGCUGCGGCAUUCGGACGAUGAGGAGGAGGCGCGGCGUAGCAAAUCCAAACACCGGAAGCGAGGUAGACAUUGCGAUCCAUCCAGCGACGAGGAUGCCAGCAGCAGUGGCUAUAGCAGCAGCAGUGAGGACGAGAGAAGGAGAAGGAAGCGCAAGGAGAGGAAGAAGGAGAAGAAGAGGAAGGAGAGGAAGAGGAAGGAUAAUUUAGAGAGCAAGAGCAGGAGUCUGGAAGUAAAUGGCGGUGAUGAAGAACUGGUGGCGCCUGAGAUUGUGGCAAACGAAAUUCUCCUCGAGUUUCCAGCACUCUCCGGCGAGCUCAAGCAGCUUCUCCAUAUGGUUGAUAGUGGCCAAGGAGUCGAUGUUAGUGGCAUCCCGGACGAGAAACUUAGAGAGCUUCUUUUCAAGCUGUUCCAAGCGCUGAAACUUUCGAAGGUAGAUCGAGUUUACUUACUGCCUGAAGGGUCGAAUCCCACGCUCUCGACGUUGGCAGAAGUUUUGAAAGGCGUGCCUGAUGCUGCUCCAAAAGAAGAAGAGGAAGCGAUCGAAAGAAAAGAGUCUCAUGGGAUUGGACCCGCGGAACGUCCUCCGGCUCCCAGGGUGAUAGGUCCGACUAUGCCGACUCCAGAUAUGUUGGCGGCAGCAGCAAGAGUAACAGAGGCAGAGGAUGCUUUGAGAAAAGCGGAAGAAGAACUGGACCAAGAUCCUUUUGUUGGUCCUCCUCCGCCCGCAAUUGUUGCCGAGGCAGAAUCUGUAAAUGAAGCUGAGCGAUUUGAAGAGGUCACUAGAAUACUGGAUCCGGAUAUGAGAGAUGCGUAUCACAUCUUGAGCGUCAAGCCAGAUGCAACUGCAGAAGUGAUCAAGAAAAGGUACUGGAAGUUGUCGCUCCUCGUUCACCCGGAUAAAUGCGCUCAUCCUCACGCACAAGAUGCAUUUACAACCAUAAAUAAAGCAUUCCAAGAGCUUCAAGAUCCUGUAAAGAGAGCGGCAAUUGACCACACUAUAUCCGAAAGGAAAAGAAAGGAGGAAGAGGAGGUUGAGUUGCGGUCCCUUCGGGAGGCUGCUCAGUGGAGGCGCAUGCGAGGCGAAAUAGCGUUGGCUGGAGAUGAUGAGCUUCUUGGAACAGCGCCAAAAGCUCCAAGUCGGGACGAAUGGAUGACUGUUCUUCCACCAGAAAGACAGGCUGGACCUCCGAGCAUGCAUUCAACAUUCUUUAGCAAGACUGAGAAGACUGGGCGAGGAGAUACGAGCGUAUGGACAGACACUCCUCUUGAGAAGGCACAGAAAGCAAAGAUGCAGUACCUGGAAGCUUACAAUCAGGCUGCUUUACCAGCGGCUGCCACGGACGCCGCUACUGCCGCCGAAUCUCAGAGAUCAUCCGAGAUUGCCAAAGUGGUGGACAAGUACAACGAGAAGAAGCGGGCCGAGUCUCUAGUCGAGAAGCAUAAACGAGAAGCGUCCGAGAAGAAAAACGCCGGGAACAAGAAGAGCCAACCGGUUGAAGAUUGGGUUGGAAAGCAUCCGUGGAAGCCAUGGGACCGAGAGAACGAUCUGGCAGCAGGGAGGAAGUCCGUGAAACUCGACGCCAAGUCGAUGGCACAGGGACUAAGCUCAAGGUUUGGUUCUUCCGGUGCUGGCGAACGGAAGUUCCUCUAGUAUUGACAUUGACUAUAUAUCCAUGGUUUGUUUUCAUAAAGAUAUCAAAAGAGACUAAGGUUCUCAAAGCUCGUUCAAA